Molecule: messenger RNA, 7119 nt
Organism: Seriola aureovittata
Lineage: Eukaryota; Metazoa; Chordata; Actinopteri; Carangiformes; Carangidae
Product: FYVE and coiled-coil domain-containing protein 1-like
Exons: 18
Coding region: 123-4577 (1484 amino acids)
Biological process (GO): positive regulation of autophagosome maturation; plus-end-directed vesicle transport along microtubule
Cellular component (GO): late endosome; lysosome; autophagosome
Molecular function (GO): metal ion binding
Source: RefSeq, a predicted model, not a curated record
AACCGUUGAUAACAGGAGAUAAAUCAUGUGUCAACGAUCUGAUAAAGAGGCUGUCGCUGUAAACAGUGUUACGCUUCCACCUGUCGUCGUGAUGUAAAGAAUUUCCUGACAUUUUCCCCACAAUGGCUUCCUGCUCAUCGGUUGGUGAUAAUCAACUGCAGAGGAUAAUCAGAGAUUUGCAUGAUGCUGUGUUGGAGUUGAGUAAAGAACACAGGGAGUGCGGUGAACCCAUAACAGAUGACAGUGCCAACCUGCACAAGUUCUUCUAUAAACUAGAAUACCUGCUACAGUUUGACCAGAAGGAGAAGACAACCUUUCUUGGCCAGAGGAAAGACUACUGGGAUUACUUCUGCGACUGCCUGAUUAAGAUCAAGGGAGCUAACGAUGGCAUCCGUUUUGUUAAGUCCAUCCCUGAGUUGAAGACGUCAUUGGGGAAAGGAAGGGCUUUCAUCCGCUACUCACUCGUUCACCAGCGUCUUGCAGACACGCUUCAGCAGUGUCUUAUAAACCAGAAAGUCACAAGUGACUGGUAUUAUGCCCGGAGUCCAUUCCUCAAGUGUCACCUCACUGCUGACAUAAUCAACCAUCUUUAUGAGCUCAACCAGAUCCAAUUCGACGUUGCGGCCAGAGGUUAUGACCUCGAUGCAGAUUGGCCAGCCUUUGCAAGGCGAACAUUAGGCACAGCCUCAUCAGCUUUCCUGUGGAAGGCUCCCAGUCGCUGCUCCAGCAUCAACAGUCUGGUCAGCAGCUACUCACAAUCACAGGUGCAGGCGGAGUUUCUUCCAAUCCCUGACUUGAGUCACAGUCUCCUUGGUGAACUGGGAGAACUGGGGGAACCCUCUCCUUGCAGCAUUGCGGAGAAUCUCCGCAUUGAGCUCGACCAGUCCGAGCUCAGACAGCAGGAGCUUCUGGUUCAGGUUCAGGCGUUAGGCAAAGAGGCUGCUGAGUUGAAAGGUGUAGUUAAAGACCUCAGAGGAGAGCUUGCAGCUCAGAAGUCCUCUGGCCUCUCGGCAUCAACAGAAGCCCAAAGUAAACAAGAAGCGGGUAAUCAGGAGAGAGUAAAUCACCUUCAUAACUGUAGGGAAGUUCUAAGCAGUGAACUUCAAGACAGACUCACAGCUGCUGAGAACAAAAAUAUGGAGCUUCUCUCUAAGUUGGAUGAAGCUCUCAAAGAAAAGGGUCAACAAGCAGCAAGCUACUGUGACUCAGCCUGGAAAAUCCAGGAACUCCUGGAUAAACUGAAGACAACAGAGGAGGAGAAGCUGGAGGCAAAGAGAGAGGCUGAAGACAGGGCCAGGCACUCAGAGCGUCUAUCACAGGAACUCAAACUCAGGGAAGAAGAGUUGAGAAACAGUGAGGCGAAGCUAUCUGAAGUAAAAGCUGGAGCACAUGAUGAACAGGAGGAGGCCCUCAAGCGGUUGGAGGAGCUCCAAGGGGUCGUGGGUCGAAUUCAGGGGGCGUUGAGUUUGAAAGAGAAGGAGACUGGGAACCUGAGAGCCCAGCUUCAGGAUCUACAAGCAUCACUGGAGUGCAGAGAACGACAGGCAGAGGAACUAAGGAAAAGACUGCAGGAAGAGAGGGAGGAGGUAGAGCAGAGAUGUAGCAUGAGUAGUAGCCAGAAUGAGGAAGUCGAGAGCCUGAUCCUGGAUUUAAGAAAAACUCUUAAAGCCAGAGAGAAAGAGCUAGCUGUUAGUUCAGAAAGAAUAAAACACUUAGAGGAGCAGGUGGAGAAGCUAAAUGUUGAGAAAGAAAGUCUUAGCUCUAAACUUACAGAUAAUGAAGUCACUUCCUUUGAUCAAACCGAAAACGUUGAGGACUACAAAACUCAAUGCAGCAAUCUCAUGGAAAUGAACACUAAGCUACUCCAAACAGUAAAGAAGAGAGAGGAGAGCAUUACAGAGCUGACAGAGAGCAGGACAGCCUUGUUAGAUCAGCUGGCUGCUUUGAGGGCUUCUGAGAAGCACUUAAAAGGUAGAGUAGAGGCUGCAAAUAUGAGUGUGGAGGCCAGAGAGAAGAAGCUUCUAGAUGAAAACCUGCAUUUGGAGGAGAUCGUUCAGAAGGCACUUGUACAGAAGGAGGUAUCAGAUACUCAAUUAAAGAAGCUAGAGCCUGAGAACAGGGAGCUUCUUGAGGUUCAGUCAUUGUUGAAGAAGCAGUUAGCAAGAACGCAACAGGAGUUGGACUCUCUCAGUACCAAAGCUGCAAAGUUGGGCAAGAACCUUACAGUGUCCCAAAGAAGCCAAGCAGAGUUACUUGAAAAACUCCAGGUAACUGAGGCGAAACUCAGAGACCAGACUGUAAAAUGUGGGCUUCUGCAGGCUCGAGCAGAGGAACUGGAGAGCAGGGCCGGAGAGCUGCACGAUGAAAAGGGAGCUGCAGAGAGCAAUGAAAAAAUGCAGAAGCUUCAUGAUGAGCAUCAGAGUGCCUCAAUGGAAACCAAAGAGGCCCCGUUCAGGCUGGUUAUAGCUGAGGCUCAACUGGAGCUCAACCUGAGGGAGGUGCACCGGCUGCGAGAAGAGGUGGUGGAGCUCAGGGCUCAGCUUCUAGCAGGAACUGAGGAGAGGAUGAAAGUUCAGGCCCUGCAGGAGGUGACGGAGGCGUCCAGAGAGGACCUUCGUGUUUUAGCGGAACAACUCAAGGGCCAGGUGGAGGAGCUAAACCGCCGGCAUGUGGACGAGAUUCUUCGUUCCCGGGAGCGAGAGGAGGCUCUCGUCCGCGAGCGAGACGGUGAGGCUCAGGCUCGCGCAGGUCUGGCUGCAGAGGUGACAGCCUCCAGAGAGGAGCUAAAUAAACUGAAGCUGCGAUAUGAAUCCUUGUGCCUGGAGAACAGUGAAUCCAGGGAGGCGCUCCAUAGAGCCAACACAGAAACAGCUGAGCUCGGUGUGCAUGUUUGUAUGCUAACCGCUGAGAACGAAGAGGCCCGUCUGCGCUGGGAGGGCCUGUCAACAAAGCUGCAAGAGCUUGAGGAUGAGGCGUCUCAGGAAGCUGAGAGACUGAGUAGUUGCAUGGAGGAGUUACGUCAGGAGAACCAGCAGCUCCUCAAUCAGCUCCAAAAGGAGGAGGAUCUGUUGGCAUCCAAGCAGGAGCUGCAGAAGCUGAGCAAGGCCCAACAGGAUGCUGAAACGGUGCAGGAGACGAACCAGGAGGAGAUCCAGGCUCUCCGCUUCCAGCUGAGCAGCCAAGCCAUGAGCUACGACAGCCAGAUCCAGAAUGUGAACCAAGAGCUACAGGAAAUGAAACUACAGCUGACGACUGAGCAAGACAAAGUGGUCGAUCUGGAGAACAAACUCAAGGGACUAAAGGCUGAGAAUCAGAGAUAUUGCCAACAGAUUGAGGAGAAAAACAUCCAGAUGGCCAAGUCUGAAAAUCUCAUCCAGCAGAAAGAAGACGAGAUAAUCCAUCUGAAAGGGAAUUUAUCAAGGUCUGAGGAGGGUCUGGCAGCAGCUCAGCGGACCUGUCAGGAAAUGAAUGAAAAUCUACGGAGAGUCAAACAGGACAAACAGAGCUUUGAUCUUAAGACGGCUGCUGAACUCGAUGACCUUUACCGCACCAAAAUUAAUUUGGAAGAAAGACUUGUCGAACUCAUCAGGGAGAAAGAUGCACUUUGGCAGAAGACAGAUGCCCUGGAGUUUGAGCAGAAACUGCGGGAUGAGGAGACGGAGAGAGACGUGAACUAUUGUCUGGGCUGUCACAGUCAGUUUAGCUGGUGGAUCCGCAAGUACAGCUGCAGACUGUGUGGGCGUCCCUUCUGCUACUACUGCUGCAGCAACACAGUGAGCACCCAACAGGGGGGCAACAGGGAGCGCUGCUGCAUGGACUGUUAUAACCAGCACAGUGCAGUAGUGGAGCGCCACCCACAGGAGGAAGUGACUAACAGCACCCCGGGGACACCUUUCAGCCGUUUGCUACAGGCUGGGAGAGCUGUGACCGGUGUCUCAGGAGCAGAAGAAGAAAACAAACAGGACGAUGGUGUUUUUGACAUCAUCACAGAGGAGGAAGUGAGCGGGGUCAGUGACUCCCUCUCUUUUGCUACUGCCUGCUCUCCUGGACAUGGACAGCAGGGGGCAGCACAACUAAACAGCAGUGCCAGUGCAGGAGACCUUACAUCAGAGGAUACUGAGGACCUCAGUGCUGCGGUGCAGGAUGCAGAGAUUUGCCUGCUGAAGUCUGGAGAACUCACUCUUUCUGUCCACUUCACAAUCGAUGACAUCUCAGGGUUUGGGGACAGCUCCAGAGAGCUCUUCAUCAAGUCCAGUUGUUACAGCACCAUCCCCAUCACCAUGAGCAGUCCUGGUCCCACUGUUACCUGGACUUUCACCUCUGAACCCAAGAGCAUCUCCUUCAGUGUGCUCUACAGGGAGAAUACAGAGACGCCACUGGAGCAGGCCAAGGUUUUGAUCCCACUGACUCGCUGUAACUCUCACAAAGAGACAAUCCAGGGGGAACUGAAAGUCAGGAACCCAGGAGAAUACACACUAGUCUUUGACAACUCCUUCUCCAGGUUCAUCUCAAAGAAAGUGCUGUAUCACCUGAGUCUCGACAAGCCUGUGGUCUACGAUGGUACUGACCUCCUCUAAGCGUGACAGGAAGGCACGUAAGCAGGUGUAAAACUGACUUUUGAAACAGUCUUUCAGGGUGUUUAAGCUCGUGCACAGGAUUUCAAGGCAACUGGGACAGAGUCUACUGAAGUUCAUCAACCUCACUGAAAGGUUCUGACAUUUUAAAAACGUCUCUGAGCUUGCUGCUUGCUCAUGAAAUGUUACACAUCAGAUGAAUUCUGAUCAUGGGAAAGCUGAACAAAGGCUAAAAACAAUGUAAAGUAAAACAAUGUUACACCAGUGAAUGUGAGCAUGCACUACCUUUUAUAAAAGCUUGACAUUGUAGGUCAAAUGUAGCAUUAAGGGUGUUGAACUUCACUCCAUAAAUAGAGGUUUGUCACAUAUUUGAAUGUGAAGAACUUGCGCAGAUGUAGGUCGUGUGGCAACUUUUUACUGCAUCCUUACAGAAGUAAAUCCGCAGUUUGUUUUCACCCUGAGGUCAAUUUUUUUUGAUAAAUUAAGUUUUGUUCCCAUUAUUCGCAUCUCAUGAAGACUGCUGUUGUUAAGAUGGGAAUAAUGUGCUCUCUGCACGCUGACAAAUGUCCUAUUAGGAGUGGCUGAAAUUGUUAAAAUGCUCUAUCAUGGGAUUUGUAAAUUGAUACUGUGAUAUCAGUAUUUAUCUUGAUGUAAUACAUUUCCUGGAAAAUCAAUAGAGAAACUUUUUAUGGAUAAAAGAACCAGACACGUUUGUCUGUAUUUGACCUCUCCUGAGAAUUAAACGUGUCAAAUCAAGAUGCUUUAUCACAUUGAUGCAAAAUAAUAUAAAACUCCAGUACUGAUAUAAGUCAGUACUGCUCAAUGAUUUGCAGCACUUAUCACUAUGGUCUAAAACACAGAGAUGUUUAAGGGAGAGGUAUAAAUGGUGUAGCAAAAUCUCUGACGGCUGACAGAUAUAUAUAUAUAUAGUGAAUGAGACGUGACUACAAACAAAGUCAACUGAUGUUUAAGUGUUGUUGAAAGUAAAGUUGAGGAGUUUGUGGUUGUCUGUAUUGACAACCUGAGAUUAAAUCCCAGCUCUUACAUCGCAGGGAAGAUUUUAUUGAGUAAAGUUUGUUUUAGUUUCCUCAACUAGUAUAGGUAGUCGAAUAUCAGUAAAACCCUAAUUUAACUUUGAUCUUAACUGAAUUUGUUUUACUCUCUUAAAUGUAUCAUUAACAAACCAUUUCGUGUAGCUGCCUCUUUAAAUGGGUGUUUAUGUUAUGUUAUUGGUUGAGAAAUGUAGUUCUCACACUAUCUGUGUCCAAAACAUGCGCUUUAAUUAGUUUUUAAAGUUCAUGCUUAUUUCACAUAUUUUCAUGAUUGUUGCCUUCUCAGCUGUCAGACAUUACAAGACUGGGUUUUUUUGUGUUGCAAUCAUGAUAAUGCAUAACUGGAGGAAGCAGGACUUCUGCGAAAGCUGCAGUACCAACACAUCUUUCAGUUUUGAUUAUCGUCUCUAAAACAGGCUUUAAUUCAGUGCGGGGGAAGAAAAGCGGUUUCUAUUCAUGUAAAACACUAAGAAUGUGCACGUCUCCCCAACCUAAUCCUCAAAGGGUCAAAAGAGGGAGUACAUAUCAAAACGAAAGUUUGAGUGCUUUAAAUAUUUAGCUUUUACUUUGAGCUUACUAUGAAUCAUCACGAAUGUUUAAACAAGGAUAUGGUCAUUUCAUGAGAUACAUGAUGCCUUUAGACGAAGAAAUAACGUGUUUAGGAAAAACAAACGGAACUAUAAUUCUUUUUAUGUAAAGAGUGCUUUUCUAGACAGAAGGAGAUGUUUGUUUUGAGUACAGUUGUUACUGUUGCUGUGUAAUGUUCUGGAUAAGUUUUGAAGUUUUGCAGUGUGUCAAACAGAAAGAGUUUGAAUCUCAGCAUAUAGCCUUCAAAUAAUACAAAUCCAAAAAAACAGUUUUAUACUUGAAGUUGUCCAAUAUGGACUCAUUUGAAGAGUUAAAUGUUGAAAUUUCAGUUUUCAAUCAAUACUCCUCUUUUGAGUGUCAUAGAUUAUAGUGUCCUUUUGAUUUUUCUGACUUAAAUAUACUAAAACACCUCUUUAUUAUUUAACAGAGAAUUUCCAAAGUGUCUUCCAAAAUUUUAAAAGCAUUUUCUAACUUAUAUUUUGAAAAUAACUGACAUGAGGAGAAAAUUUACUUUCUAUAAGAAGUUCACUUUUUUAUACAUAUCUAGAAGAGUGAUACAUUGCCAAAUAUAUUGGAGAAACAUAUUUGUCUAUUUUAUUGUUCUGAAAUGGGAGUUUUCUGUUUAAAGACAUUGCAACACGACUGCGGUAUAAUGCACUUUCGAAAGGGCUUUUUGUCAGUCUGCAUCCCAUGAGCCUUUGUGCCAGUUGAUGAAUGGUUUUCUUUUCCUUUGUAUCUAGUGAGUGUGUGAUUGUAGACAUUUACAGCUGGAUUUGCCAGAGGGAACUCUCUGUAACCUGUAAAUGAUUGUUGACGGUGUUUUAUUGAAAUGUUAUUUACAUACUAAAGAUUUAUAAUAGAAUGGAUUUAAGGUUAUGGACAAAUAAAUAAGGAUUGUGUGAUAA